Messenger RNA from Penicillium maclennaniae, 969 nucleotides. RefSeq lists its product as uncharacterized. The record is from RefSeq and is a predicted model, not a curated record. The transcript has 2 exons. Bases 1 to 969 code for a protein of 322 amino acids. Lineage: Eukaryota; Fungi; Ascomycota; Eurotiomycetes; Eurotiales; Aspergillaceae.
AUGAUUGACCCAUUUGUUCUGGAAAUAGGGAAAUAUCUCAAGCUUGAAAAGUGUCCGGCUGGAAUUACGAAAUCAGCUAUUGGUUGGUAUGAAACCGCACGACUACAGAACCGCCUCAUUCACCAGUUUCAAGAUGCCGAUCAUAUCUCGGAGAACACGAUUACUGAUCUUGUCUCUGCAACUAUAGAGCUAUGUCGUCUUAUCAACAGUCUGAUAAACCAGCUCCACGAAGCGGGCAGCCUCGUUGAUAAGGCAUCUCAAAGUUCGGAUCGCGAACCAUUCAAUAGUAUGAAGAACGCAACGCCGCAGUCCAAUCCGGAUUAUUAUAAUGAUCGCAUGGAGGACAAUGUGGUUGCUUGGUGGAAUGACUUGACACUCGUUCUGCUCAGAUCCGAAGCGAUUAUCACAUUACAAAAACCCCUUCUCAGUCCUCCCGACCAUCAAAAUCCAUCUUCUCAAGCCUCAUGGCACAGUAUGGCGGAAUUAUGUCUCAAAUACCUUCAACUCUUUGCAAUUGCCCAGAAAGUUCCUACGUGGGAAGCGCGGGUCUGGUUUGAUUCAGCCUAUUAUUGCCCAGAGCAAUGUGCCCUCCUGAUACUGAUCUACCUCAAAAAUCGCUCGCAUUCUGAGAACAAGCAAGAGAUGGUGACGUGUCUGAAUGACUUCUUGACCCAUCGCUCUCAAACCCGCCCGCAGUGGACUGGACAAGACACAUUAUCCAUGAAAAACCUUGGUCACCUCUGGGAGCAGCUUGAUGCUUUUUCGGACGACCGGAGAAGCACUCAAUCUAAUGAUAAUUAUAGCACCACGCCUUACGCCAGACCAGGCUACGAUGCCAUUUCACGCGUUCUUGCAGGGCAGCAGGAAGAUAGAGCUGAAGAACUGCCAUCACAUGUGAAGUCGAAGGGAUACUCAUCUUUGGAAUCUGAUGAUACUAUAGAACGUAUCUUCCAGAGAUGGUUUCCAUAA